This is a messenger RNA of Thalassophryne amazonica, 1010 nucleotides long. RefSeq names its product ChaC, cation transport regulator homolog 2 (E. coli) (gene chac2). Gene Ontology annotation, biological process: glutathione catabolic process. The record is from RefSeq and is a predicted model, not a curated record. Gene Ontology annotation, cellular component: cytoplasm. The transcript has 3 exons. NCBI's taxonomy places the organism in Eukaryota, Metazoa, Chordata, Actinopteri, Batrachoidiformes, Batrachoididae. Gene Ontology annotation, molecular function: gamma-glutamylcyclotransferase activity; glutathione specific gamma-glutamylcyclotransferase activity. The coding region runs from base 132 to 680 and encodes 182 amino acids.
GAAGGAAGCUUUACGACAGUACGUCAGGUCAAUAUUGACGGUAAAGUCAAUUUGAGUAAACGAACAGGUCGACUUUGUAACUCGCGGUGCCGCUGGUUCAGCCGUGUACAUGUUUCCCCCCUUGUCCCGUUAUGUGGGUGUUCGGUUACGGCUCUCUGAUAUGGAAGGUGGAUUUUCCUUACGAGGAAAAGCGGGUCGGUUUCAUAAAAGGCUUCAGCCGUCGGUUCUGGCAGGGCAGCACCGACCACCGGGGAGUACCGGGGAAGCCUGGUCGUGUUGUCACACUUGUAGAGGAUCCAGAGGGAUGCGUUUGGGGCGUUGCUUACAAGCUGCCGAUGGGCCGUGAACAGGAGGUGAAGCGCUACCUGGACUACCGGGAAAAAGGUGGCUACAAGGUGAUGACGGUGACCUUUUAUCCCCGUCCGCCGUCUGCUCCUCUGCCCAGUGAGACGCUGCUCUACAUUGGCUCUGAGGACAAUCCAAACUAUCUUGGGCCCGCCCCUCUGGAGGAGAUAGCCAACCAGAUCAUCAGCUCCGCUGGUCCAAGCGGACAGAACAGAGAGUACCUGUUUCAGCUGGCUGACGCUGUGAGGACAAUUCUGCCUGAGGACUCUGACACGCACCUGUUUUCUCUGGAAUCCUUAGUGAGGGAAAGAAUGCAGAAUGUGGAAAAACAUUGAGACACUUAUACGGAUUGAGUCAUUAUCUUAUGAAAUAAUCAGACUUAAUUUGUGGUGAUGACAUGCUGGAUAUGUUGAAGCAUCUCAGGGGUUAAGAUGCAAAUGUUCCUCACUUGCCUAUAAGCUAUUCCUGCUUUUUAUCCCUGCCUGCAUUGGAUAAAUCAACAAAAUUACACUUUUACUCCACAACAAGACUAAAAUCAUCACAUUUAUAUGACAUGUAGCAAAAACUGCUUGACAAUAGAAAACUGUAAGUGGCAUCCAGACUACACAUUGAAUAAUCACAAAAUGUGCUUUGGAUAAACUUGUUGCAAACAGAAGUCAACAGAA